This is a messenger RNA of Etheostoma spectabile (orangethroat darter), 2926 nucleotides long. Its product is annotated as transmembrane protein 74. The transcript has a single exon. The coding region runs from base 552 to 1349 and encodes 265 amino acids. The record is from RefSeq and is a predicted model, not a curated record. Lineage: Eukaryota; Metazoa; Chordata; Actinopteri; Perciformes; Percidae.
ACUCUCAUCUGAUUACUGUGUGUGUUCCGGGGAAACCUGAAGUUGGCACGGUAAUAAGCAUUAUAAGGCGGUCUGCCGGAGCUCAGUCCGUGGGAGGGGUCUGCCAAACCUUUCCCUGUAAUUGACCAGGGAGCAGAAGCAGCCGGGGACGCGAGCAGCCACAGACGGGGAGAGAGGUACUCAACCAACCGCAUUUCGCUGCUAAAUAACCGAUUAAUGAAUCCCAUAGGUGGAGUUAGAUUCAUUAGUCCUGUCGCAUGGUUACUAAGUGUUUUGCAGCAGCGAUUUGAGAGCUUGCAAAAGCCAGAACAGGCGAAACAGAAAGUGUUACCGAGCAGUGGAAAUUGCAUUAUGGCAUUGUGAGCUAGAUUGUCAUGGCAAUUAAUUUAAGACUGUUUUAGAUGUACUUUAAAACGCUUGCGAUACACCCAGAAAAAAGGAUGGGUGUCGAUUCUGCGUGUGCAAUUACUUCAGGCACAGAUCUAAAAGUAGCUUGCAGUGAUAAAGCUUGCAAAAAUUAUUUCAGGUAGUUUAAAAAAAAAAAAACCCGCAUGGGCUUGACAAAACGGGAAAGACAGCCCCAUGCUCUAAUGGCUGAUCUCGAACUGUUUUACUUUGACCACUCGGAUUGGAGAGACACCUCUCUGGUUUUAAAUAAGCAAAGUGUCAACGAGGGGAAGUCCCUUCAGCCCGGCGGGGGAGAUACUUCAGCACCAUGGACAGAGACCCGGACAGCUGCGCGCCCGGAGGAGGAAACCGAAACAUCUUUCGCCUGCAAACACCAAGGUGGUGAUCAAGAUGAUGAUGAUGAUGUCGAGCUGAUAGGGACAAGUCCACAAACCUGCAGACUGAGUCAGAGCUCUUCCAGUGAACUGUACGAGGAGGAGGACAUCCAAGAACUUUACUUGUUGUCCGACGACGACCUGUCCUCUGACGGAUCGGGGAAGUCUGUGGAUUACGGCUUCAUCAUCGCCGUGACAUGCCUGGUGACUGGCAUCUCUUUGGUCGCCAUCUCCUACACGGUCCCCAGGGACGUCCGGGUGGACCCGGACAGCGUGUCCGCCCGGGAGAUGGAGCAGCUGGAGAGGGAGAAAGCCAGGGUGGGGGCCCAUCUGGACCGGUGUGUCAUAGCGGGACUGUGCCUGCUCACCCUCGGGGGCGUGCUGCUCUCCACCCUGCUCAUGAUUUCCAUGUGGAAGGGGGAGAUGAUGAGGAGGAAAGCCUUUGCUUAUUCCAAACACGCAGCAAAGUUGUACGGCUCGAUCAAUUUGAGAGCAGGCUCCAGCCCGACUCGGGAGUCCUGCUCACAUUUGUCAGUGGCUGAUGAGGAUUUAGAAGUGCUGAGCUGAGUUUAUGGACAGGACAAGCGGAAAAGACUCAGACAAGUGCUUAAGAAAGCCCACGAGCUCUGUCAUUUGAUCGGGGAGGCAUUGGUUUUUUUUAUGCCUAUUUGUUUCUAACAGCUGAGGCUACGUUUCUGGUUGAUAUGGACACUUUUAAAAAAAAAUUGACAUUUUUUUUCAAGUCUGUCGUAAUACAAUACUCACAUGCCCUUAUGUACACAGACAGAAGUUUUUGUUUGCUGUAAUUGUUCCUUUUGUCCGUAGUGGCCCUGAACAGAUCCAGUCCUGAUCUAAUUCCAGUUCAUCUGAAGCUAACACGAGGGUUUAGAAGUUGGAUUUGCAGGAGUUCAGACCAAAAACAGACUUGUAAUAAAUCCUCCUUGUUGGUGAGGGGGAUUUGCUUCAGGUACCAGUAAGACAAUAAACUACAAUCCAGGAAGUCCAGACUGGGUAACAGAUCCAAGAAUGUGGAGGCUUAUCAGAUACCAAAACCCUGCAGAGAAGUUAAUAAUACUCUGAGACAGGAUUAUACAACUCUGGAAAGUUAUCAGAGUGAUUAUUAUUUUAUCUUUUGUUGAGUCGUUCCCAAGGUAACACUUGAAAGUUCACGUGUUCUUUUCAAGCAGGGCUAACAAUGGUCUGAAUGCAGCCUUUGUCACAUUCAGUGGGUAUUUUUCAGUCUUUUUAGUAGACUGUAAAAAAAAAAUUUAAAAGACUGUAAGUUUAAAAGAUACCAACUUGAUUUCACUAACUCAGACUGCAAAAGCCUGGGACCUUUAGAUACACUUUGAAAUAUGUUAUUUACACAGAAAGAUGACUGUGGAUGUUGUCCCCAAUCACAAACAUUGGACUAGACCUCCUCACAGUCAGCGUGGACAAGAGAAACUCUUACAACCGAUAACUCUUUGUAGGACAUAUUAGAACAUUAUUAAUAUAUUUCAUAUAAGAUUUGAAUCUAUACAUUACAUUUCAAAUAAACCAGACAGGAUAGUGAGCUGUACACAAUUCUAAGUUUACGUUUUUUUAAAGGCAAAACAUGAAAUGUGUAUUUCUGAAAUUUAGUUUUUGUGCACAUUGGUUGAUGAUGGUUUAUGAUGAUCUGUGACACACCUUUUUGUUUGCCAUUGCAUCACAGAUUUUAAUGAUGCUGCUGUUUCGGUGUAUUUGUGUCAACAUGCCAGUGCAGACUUUCAUGUUUAAAGUCCUGUCUGUAGCUGCAAGGGGAAUCAGACCUGAACCAGGAGCAAUGUCAUUACCACUGCCUUCAUUUCCCCCCUGUGUCAGAAACAGCACUUCACUGAAUUGCUGCUAACAAAGCUGUGCAGAUGUGGUUUACAAAAAAUAACACUUGCAUGGAUCCGUGUUGAACUCCAAAGAAAUUCUGCUAAUAUAAUUGUGACUUGCUGAAGAGAUGCUUGUGUUUGCUUGUUGAAACACAAAUAGUAAUACCACAGGAGGUGUAAUUAGAUUUUGUGGUUGAGUACUGAUGUUGGGGAAGCUCAGUUUACGGCAAAUACACUUGGGGGGUUUGACUGCAGAUGUUCAAAAGCACACACAGAGAGAGAGAGAGAGAGAGAGAGAGA